AUGUUGAAAAAGUGUUUCGGCAACGAUACUCUAGAGAAAACAGUCGUUUACCAGUGGCACGAACGUUUCAGAAGUGGUCGUAAGUCCGUCAAAGAUGACAAACGCAGUGGCAGGCCGUCAACAUCGAAAACCGACGAAAACGUCGAUAAAGUGAAAGAAAUGGUGGUCAAGAACCGCAAAUUAACCAUCAGAGAGCUAGCAGAGGACUUGAACAUUGCUUAUAGAUCCGUUCAAGACGUUUUAGUUAAUGAUUUGGGUUUCCGCCGUGUUGCAGCAAAGUUGGUACCAAAAGACCUGAAUUUUUUGCAAAAAAGGGACCGCGUUGACAUCGCAAAAGACAUGAUUUCCAAGGCUGAAUCCGACUCAACAUUCAUCAAACGCAUCAUUACUGGAGACGAGACGUGGGUUUAUGAAUACGACACGCAAUCUAGACAUCAGGCGAGUGAAUGGCGUGCACUCAAUGAGCCCAGACCGAAAAAACUACGCCGUUUUCAAUCAAAAAAGAAGGCGAUGCUCACGGUUUUCAUGGAUUACGACGGCGUUGUGCAUCAAAUUCUUGCCACAAGGUCAGACAGUAAACAAGGAGUAUUAUUUGGGCGUUACGAGACGGUUGCGUGA
Temnothorax curvispinosus is the source of this 618-nucleotide messenger RNA. RefSeq lists its product as uncharacterized. The record is from RefSeq and is a predicted model, not a curated record. The transcript has a single exon. The coding region runs from base 1 to 618 and encodes 205 amino acids. Lineage: Eukaryota; Metazoa; Arthropoda; Insecta; Hymenoptera; Formicidae. Gene Ontology annotation, molecular function: nucleic acid binding.